CCGACGCCGAACGAGCCAACAGUCAGUCGAGCUCCGACGCGCCUUGCAAGAGCAGCUCUGUUCUCUUGCGCUCCUAGCUCAGUCAGUCAGCAGCUAGCACACGCGAGUGCAAAGUCUCUUGCGCGCUGUGUCUCUCAACAGUGAACUUGUGAUACAUAUUUGUCAUUUACUCGACAACAUGGUGACCGGGGUUCAAGCCACCAUGCCCACCGGUGCUGUUACGGUUGGUGCUUCGCCACCGCCGCAGCACGUGCCACAAGAGGCUGUACAACCAGCAGCCGCACAAACUACCACCUCGGUGACCACUGCUACGCCGACACCAAGGCGAUCCAGUGAAAACCGACGGAGCAACAAGCCAAUCAUGGAAAAAAGACGUCGCGCUCGCAUCAAUAACUGUCUGAAUGAUCUGAAGACGCUGAUUCUCGACGCAAUGAAAAAAGACCCAGCCAGACACUCGAAGCUGGAAAAGGCCGACAUCCUGGAAAUGACAGUGAAACACUUGGAGAGCGUGCAGCGUCAACAGGUAGCCUUAGCCGCGGCAGCUGAUCCGACCGUGAUGAACAAAUUCCGCGCUGGAUUCAGCGAGUGCGCCAGCGAGGUCGGCAAGUUCCCCGGGCUCGAAGCCACAGUGAAACGUCGCCUGCUAUCCCAUCUGGCUUCGUGCCUGCAGAGCAGCACGACCGACGGCAGCAGCGCAACGGCCCAAAGUCAAUCAGUGCAAUCGGCUCAGACAACGACCACUCAACUUCAAGUGCACAUUCUUCCGCAAGUCGACACCACGUCGACCAUCCAAGUGCAACAGUCCAACGGCAUCCUGUACAUGAACGCCAACGGCACGGCCCUCCAACUGGUGCCCACGAGACUACCCAACGGGAACAUCGCCCUCGUCGCCGCCAACCCCAAAAACACAUCGGCGAGCCCGGCCUCGUCGCCCGCCACUUCGCCCGCGCCGUCGUCGCCGAUGCCAUCGCUCAUCCCGAUCCCACAGAGGACAGCGAGCACCGCCUCCGCCUCGUCGUCCACGUCGUCGGCAAGCUCGACGUCCACCUCGGCCGGCAGCCCGGUCGCCUUCGAGGCACCGCCCUCGCCGGUGUCGUACACCCGCGACGUCGCCACUUCGCCCGCUACCACCGGCUACACCAGUGACCCGGAGUACAACGACCCGCGCUCCUACAGUCCGCCCCUUCAGGCUCCGCUCAGCCUCGUCAUGAGAAGGAAAAGUGUGAUCCGCGAGAGCCGCGAGGAGAAGUGCUGGCGACCUUGGUAAAUAAUCUUGACCCCGCAACGUCGAGAUUUGCCGCCGAGGCAGGCGGAGGAAAGAUGCUGUGAUCGCUCGUGCGCCUGGCGGCGAGUUCAAUUAACCCGUGAUUCAAGAGCCGGAGAGAGAUUAUGUGACAUAGAAGACGUUGUUCCUUUCGUUGACUUUAUUCAUAGAGUGUAUUAAGCGAAGCGUUAUGCGAAGUGGAAUAUUGCGGAGUGGCGCGAGAUGUAAUAAUUGAGCAGUGUGCGAGUCCGCGGUAUACGAAUGAACGGUCGAGCCUUAAUUUUUCAGUGCCUCUUUGUACGUAGAGAGAACAAUUGUGCAAACGCGGACUCGAGCAGGGAAAGACUUUCAGCUUUCCCUAGUAUAGCUUAAGAGACGAUGGUUUUGUACAACAGCGGCGACCCACGUUGAUACAUCCUCUCUGGCGAACGUGAUAUUCCGAUGUAAACGACGAUAUGGUUUACUCAUUUUUAUUUUUGUUUAUGUAAACUUCGCGCGCCCGAGCGCUCGAUCUUCGUUCAAUUUUCCACGACGCGCCCUAUUUACUUUUCGUGUACAUAUAUCAUUAUGUAAAUAUCUAAGUUUAUUUUUUAUUAAUUUUAUUAAGUGCCUUACGCAACAAGAAUCACUGACGUCUUCCAAUUCUGUUUUUCUUGAACGUAAUGUACAACUUCCGACUGAGGCGCGAGAUUUCCCUCUUUCUUUUGUAAUUUACUUCGAUGCGAAAAUUCAAUCAAAAUUCGUCGAUCUUGGUUAUAAAUCGUAUUAAUUUACUUUGAGAAUGUGUUUGCAUGAUGAGCGAUGUGUGAUGAUAAAUCGAGAAUACUAUUUAUAUUUAUGAAUGCAGAGAUGAAAAAAUUUGUAUUACCUAUCUAUUGACAAAAAUAGAAAACCACGCUUAUUACGAUAUAAGAGUAUCAAAAUAAAUAUUGAUCUCUAAACCUUACAUACUAACU
Messenger RNA from Phymastichus coffea, 2220 nucleotides. It is a transcript of the gene hry, whose product is annotated as protein hairy. The transcript has 3 exons. The coding region runs from base 179 to 1267 and encodes 362 amino acids. Gene Ontology annotation, cellular component: nucleus. NCBI's taxonomy places the organism in Eukaryota, Metazoa, Arthropoda, Insecta, Hymenoptera, Eulophidae. Gene Ontology annotation, biological process: anterior/posterior pattern specification; regulation of neurogenesis; regulation of transcription by RNA polymerase II. Gene Ontology annotation, molecular function: RNA polymerase II cis-regulatory region sequence-specific DNA binding; DNA-binding transcription factor activity, RNA polymerase II-specific; protein dimerization activity. The record is from RefSeq and is a predicted model, not a curated record.